AUUAUAAAAAUAAUUAAAUAAAAAGAAAAGAAAAAAGUUUCUCAGAAAACAUAAAGUGCAACAUAUGUGUAUGUUUGAAGUCUACUCUUUCACCCAGGAAUAAUAUCAUUAAAACACCCUACACAUAAUAAACUUGCAUAUAUUUAUGGCAAUUGCUUUCUUACUCUGAACCCUAAAUAAGGACAAGAAAAAAAAAAAAAGUUCCUUUUCUUUAGUGAGAAAAAAAGUUUAGCAGUGAAACGUUUGCAAUCGUCUAAAACAAAACUGUGUGGCAGUAAGGUGGUGGUGUUGUUGUUUCUCUGCGGUUGUAAUAACUGUCUUUAGGCACACGCACACGUGCAUCAACACCAUUACAAAGUCAAGUGUGAAGUGAAAUUAGUUCAAUCGAAAUAAAUUUGCUUUUGCUGCCGGUUGUUGUAAUUCAAUGAGCGUUUCGAUGUCACUCGUACAAGGUGGAGCUGCUGGCGGUGCACCACAAGGUGCUAUACUUGCUGCUGCCGCCCCCUAUUAUCAACCGCCAGCAGUGCCGCAGGAUGUACAACCGGAUCGCCCCAUCGGCUACGGUGCCUUCGGUGUUGUCUGGGCGGUCACAGAUCCACGAGAUGGACGACGUGUAGCUCUUAAAAAGCUACCAAAUGUUUUUCAAUCCCUGGUUUCAUCGAAACGUGUUUUCCGUGAAUUAAAAAUGCUUUGUUUUUUCAAACAUGAAAAUGUCUUAUCCGCACUUGACAUUUUACAACCACCUCAUCUGGAUUUCUUCCAAGAAAUAUAUGUGAUAACUGAACUUUUACAAUCAGAUCUCCAUAAAAUUAUUGUUUCGCCACAACAUUUAAGCGCUGAUCACAUUAAAGUGUUCCUCUAUCAAAUAUUACGUGGUCUCAAAUAUCUGCAUUCAGCUCGAAUACUGCAUCGUGACAUCAAACCCGGUAAUUUGCUUGUCAACUCGAAUUGUGUUCUGAAAAUAUGUGAUUUCGGUUUGGCACGCGUUGAAGAACCCGAUCAAACGAAGCACAUGACUCAGGAAGUCGUCACGCAAUACUAUCGUGCACCGGAAAUUUUAAUGGGCGCACGUCACUAUUCAACGGCCGUAGACGUGUGGUCGGUGGGUUGCAUUUUCGGUGAACUAUUGGGACGCCGUAUACUAUUUCAAGCUCAAAAUCCCGUACAACAAUUGGAUCUCAUCACAGAACUGCUAGGUACACCUUCCAUGGAGGAUAUGCGUCAUGCAUGUGGUGGUGCUCGUUCACAUAUGCUAAGACGCGCCCCAAAACUGCCUUCAUUUUCAGCUCUUUACACUUUAAGUUCACAUGCCACUCAUGAAGCGGUACAUUUGCUCUGCCAAAUGUUGGUAUUUGAUCCUGACAAACGCAUUUCGGUGACAGAUGCUUUAGCUCAUCCGUACUUAGAUGAAGGACGCUUGCGUUAUCAUUCAUGCAUGUGUAAAUGUUGCUUUACCACACCGGCAGGUAUUCGUCAAUAUACAAAUGAUUUUGAACCAUCGGCUGGUCAAUCGUUUGACGAUUUGUGGGAACGCAAGCUGACAUCAGUACAACAAGUUAAAGAGGAAAUGCAUAAAUUUAUAGCCGAACAAUUGCAAACAGGUCGGGUCCCGCUUUGUAUAAAUCCUCAAAGUGCAGCAUUUAAAAGUUUCGCCAGUUCAACGGUAGCGCAUCCUUCCGAAUUGCCGCCAUCGCCACAUCAAUGGGAAUGACGGCAAAAUGAGGCCAUAGCCGCCUAAAAAUAGAUUUCUCACAACAAGAGAAAACAAACUUUACCUAUACUGCACUAAAUAGAUCAACCAACACCACCUACAUUAAAACAAAUCAACAAACAUUAUAUAUAUAUAUACAUAUAUAUAUACAUGUAUAUGUGUAUAUAUAUAUGUAC
Glossina fuscipes is the source of this 1887-nucleotide messenger RNA. RefSeq names its product serine/threonine-protein kinase NLK (gene nmo). Gene Ontology annotation, cellular component: cytoplasm; nucleus. Gene Ontology annotation, molecular function: MAP kinase activity; ATP binding. Gene Ontology annotation, biological process: intracellular signal transduction; protein phosphorylation. The record is from RefSeq and is a predicted model, not a curated record. The transcript is spliced from 7 exons. Lineage: Eukaryota; Metazoa; Arthropoda; Insecta; Diptera; Glossinidae. Bases 425 to 1711 code for a protein of 428 amino acids.